UGCGGAAAGAACUCGUUGUCCCAGCGUGCCCUGCGCCGCAGCCCGCGCGUUCGCCCCUUCUCGCUCUCGCCCGCCCGCUCCCUUGCUUGCUCGCGCUUUUGCUCGCGCUCUCCUCGCGAAUCCAAGGGGCUCUGGCCACAGCUUGUGGCUAGGGAGGGAGACCCAGGCGGCGGCUCAAGGGAACCAGGCUGCAGUGGUGGUGGCGGCGGGAAGAUGUCGGGCGAGGACGAGCAGCAGGAGCAAACUAUCGCCGAGGACCUGGUCGUGACCAAGUAUAAGAUGGGGGGCGACAUCGCCAACCGGGUACUUCGGUCUUUGGUGGAAGCAUCCUGCUCAGGUGUGUCGGUGCUGAGCCUGUGUGAGAAAGGUGAUGCCAUGAUUAUGGAAGAGACAGGGAAAAUUUUCAAGAAAGAAAAAGAAAUGAAGAAAGGUAUUGCCUUUCCCACCAGUAUUUCAGUAAAUAACUGUGUGUGUCACUUCUCCCCUUUGAAGAGCGACCAGGACUAUAUUCUCAAGGAAGGUGACUUGGUAAAAAUUGACCUUGGGGUCCAUGUGGAUGGCUUCAUCGCUAAUGUGGCUCACACUUUUGUGGUUGGUGUAGCUCAGGGGACCCAAGUGACAGGGAGGAAAGCAGAUGUCAUUAAGGCAGCUCACCUUUGUGCAGAAGCUGCCCUACGCCUGGUCAAACCUGGAAACCAGAACACACAAGUGACCGAAGCCUGGAACAAAGUGGCCCAUUCAUUUAAUUGCACGCCAAUAGAAGGUAUGCUGUCACACCAAUUGAAGCAGCAUGUCAUCGAUGGAGAGAAAACCAUUAUCCAGAAUCCCACAGACCAGCAGAAGAAGGACCACGAGAAAGCUGAAUUUGAGGUACAUGAAGUAUAUGCUGUGGAUGUUCUCGUCAGCUCAGGAGAGGGCAAGGCCAAGGACGCAGGACAGAGAACCACCAUUUAUAAACGAGAUCCUUCUAAACAAUAUGGCCUGAAAAUGAAAACUUCACGUGCCUUCUUCAGUGAGGUUGAGAGGCGUUUUGAUGCCAUGCCGUUUACUUUAAGAGCAUUUGAAGAUGAGAAGAAGGCCCGGAUGGGUGUGGUGGAAUGCGCCAAACAUGAACUGCUGCAGCCAUUUAAUGUUCUCUAUGAGAAGGAGGGCGAAUUUGUUGCCCAGUUUAAAUUUACAGUUCUGCUGAUGCCCAAUGGCCCCAUGCGGAUAACCAGUGGUCCCUUUGAGCCUGACCUUUACAAGUCUGACAAGGAGGUCCAGGAUGCAGAGCUAAAGGCCCUCCUCCAGAGUUCUGCAAGUCGGAAAACCCAGAAAAAGAAAAAAAAGAAGGCCUCCAAGACUGCAGAGAAUGCCACCAGUGGGGAAACAUUAGAGGAGAAUGAAGCUGGGGACUGAGGUGGGUCCCAUCUCCCCAGUCAGCCGUUCCUGCCUCAUCCCCUUCCCACCACACCCCAGGCUCUGUGAGGUGCAGUUCGUCUUCUCCACCCAGGACCGCCAGCAGAUCAGGGGUCUCCCUGCCCCCAUCCCAGUCCCCCAACCCAACCCCUUCCAACAAGAACCAGCUCCAACUGACUCUGGUCUUGGGAGGCCAGGCUUCCCAGCCACCGAAGACUACUUUAACUAGAAAAGAGAAAUUGAACAAUAAAAUCAGGAAUCAAAAUCCAUCGUCUUCAAGCCCCUCUUUCUAGCCUUUUUCUACUACUGUCUGCUUGGUAAAGGUAUGGCCCUACAACAAAACAGGGAGGAGGCUAAAGGAGCUACCACCAUUAAAGAUUGAGCUGAAAUUUUUAUACACUCUGAUUCAGCAUUUUCUCUUCUGUUGGGGCUUUUUCCUCUUUUCCCACUCUCCAUAAGUAUUUUAUCUGGCCUCAAAGUAGAGAGGAGCUGUUCUUCAGAUUAUUUUAUUCACAUGUGGUAGGUUCCUUUUCUGAUCCAGGCUAUCUGGUCAGGCCCCUCCUUUUUUUUAGGAGCUGGAGCCUGCACUUACCAAGGGAUUCUCAUCUAUGAAACGGAUCCUCAUUUGUAAAUCUUUAUAGUCAUUUUUCUUCUGUAGGACACCACCGCCCCCCACCCCCCAAAAAAGAACUGUAAAGGAGGAAUUAAUUUUAACGGGUCCAUUACUUUGGAGUCAGUGGGCUCUUCCCUUGCUCCAUCGUACAAACCUGAGCUGAAAGCUCAACUGCAGUUUUGUUCCCCAUUUGAAACAUUUUGACCUCCCUCCCUUGAAAGAAAGACCAGGAACCAGAGGAGCAGACUGACUGAAGAGACAACUCCUGGCUUUCUACGCUGUGUGGACUUGAAUUGGAUGAAUUGCUAGGGGUUUGGAGAGAAAGGUGAUGAAUUUUAUUCAGUACCUCUGGCAUGCUGUCCCAGGGAACUAGGGCUCCCGCUAACUUAGGAGGUUUUUAAAUUGAAAACGACAUGGCGUUGAAAUAAAUGUGGAUUUGCUCAUAA
Messenger RNA from Myotis davidii, 2457 nucleotides. It is a transcript of the gene PA2G4, whose product is annotated as proliferation-associated 2G4. NCBI's taxonomy places the organism in Eukaryota, Metazoa, Chordata, Mammalia, Chiroptera, Vespertilionidae. The coding region runs from base 214 to 1398 and encodes 394 amino acids. The record is from RefSeq and is a predicted model, not a curated record. The transcript has 13 exons.